CAAAAAUAACAUUCGAGCAAGAAACUCGGGUACUCAACUUCGUCGCUGCCACACUGGGUGCUUGGAUUUGAGAAUCAACUGAUUCCCCAAGCCGCAAGGUCAGGUAUGGAAACCGAGGGGAAUUCGAUGAAGAGACAAAGGGCAAGUGAAAGAGAUAGAGAAGAGGAGAGGGACAGGCUCAGUGACUUGCCUGACUGUGUUCUGCUCCAUAUAUUGAAUUUCAUUAACUCAAAACAAGCUGUUCAAACUUGUGUCUUGUCUAAACGGUGGAAGCACCUUUGGAAGCGUCUCACUAAUCUUAAAAUCCAUUCCUCGGACUUUAGGACACUUGACAUUUUUAGAAAAUUUGUGUCUCUGGUUCUGUCUAGUCGAGAUGGCUCCAUUUCCCUACAUAGUCUUGAUUUCAUGCGUCAUGGUUACUCUUUUCCUACAAUCUUGAAUAAGGUCAUUACAUAUGCUGUGUUGAACAAUGUCCAGCAGUUGACACUUGAUGUAUGGGACAAAGUUGAUGUAAGUGACAUUUUAGUGCCUAUCAUUGUUUCUUGUCCGUCUUUGACAUUUCUGAAGAUUGCCUUGAGGUGUGACCUUUACACACAUAGGCUUCCAAAUUCUCUGCCGUUUCCUUCAUUAAAAAGCUUGUAUCUUGAGAAUGUUGGUUUUACUGCAAGCGACAAUAACUGUGCUGAUCCUUUUUCAACCUGUCUGAUGCUGAAUACUUUGGUAAUUAAAGAUUGUACUUUGCAUCGUGAUAUAAAAGUCUUCUCCAUAUCUAAUUCUAAGCUUUCGAGUUUGACCAUAUGCAAUGAGCUUAGUGGACCAGCUCAUAAAUUGGUGCUUUCUGUUCCAAAUCUCAGUUCUCUUGCUAUCCUGCAUGCUCCUAUUCACCAAAUAUUCUACGCAUGCAAUCUUUCUUUAAUCAAAGAAAUAAAUAUCGAUGCCGUUUUUCCUCGGAAGAAAGAUUCAGUCAUAAUAAGCUGGCUACAAGUGCUCGCAAAUGUAAAAAUAAUGACACUCUCUUCAAGUAUCCUUUAUAUAAUACAAAUUGUUCUCUCAAAUCCUGUUUCAAUGAGAACUCAACCCCCUUGCUUUGUUAGAUUGGAGUCAUUGAAAGUGAAAAUGUAUUCAUCUGCAUGUCUAUGUUAUCAGCAAGUCAGCAGGGCAGUGACGUACUUACUUCAGAACUCUCCACUGGCCAGAGUUGAUAUUAUAAAUUGCUGAGAGUGAUAUCCAUUCUUAACUCUUUAAGGUAGAGAUUUUUACAAAUUAUUCAGAUUUUGCUCCCUCUCUACCUAUAUCGUGAGUACCUUGUUUAUACUACUUGUUACAUUUUUUUUGUUUGGUAUUUUACAGAAGAAAAAUUUUAAAAGCAAGAAACUAUUAACUGUCGAGAAAAAUGUUUUAAAAACAUACAAAUUUUUUACUCUUUUGGUGAUGUAGAAUGAUGGUGACUAAAAUCUUGCUGACGACUGAAUUGAUGCUGCAUCAGUAAACCAAUUUUCAUUUUGUGUGCUUUUUUAGUUUACAACUAAAUGACAAAUGUUUUUAAGUUGUAUUCAGUUUGAAUUGUCUUUGAAAACUUUAUAUAAUUUUUACUAUAAUCUAUAUUUUUUAAACGCAUUUUCAGUAAUUUCAAAAUUGAAAAGAUCUUAAGGAAAUUGUUGGAAUAUUAGAGUGUGCUAGUGUUAUAUAUUUUAUCAUCAUUGUUAAAUUUUAAUUCAUGAAAGUCAACAAAUCCUUAUAGAAUGAUAUUUAGCCAUUAUUAUGUUUGAUUUCACAUCUAAAAUAUCCUUUCUUUAGUUUCAUGUCAGAUCUUUAUAUUUUGAAAAGCAUUUUUUAUAAUUUCAAAAUUGAAAAGAACUUAAGGAAAUUGUUGGGGUAUUAGAGUUGUGAUGGAUAUUAAAAUUCUUAUACUUUCAUGAAAUGUUCAUUUUGAUUUAUUAAGAAUCUGGUAGUAAAGUUGAAGCACAUCUAGUGGGGUAGGCUUGGUUGUUGUUUGCUGUUAUUGGUAAUACAAUAGAUUGAAUUAGGCCCUGACCAGUGGCAAGUGGGUGAGUUUUAUAUUAAAUUUGUAGGGUCAUUGAAGAAAUUUGUAGCCUUUAUUUUUAAGUUGAUUUUAACUGAAGUUUUAAUUUGUUCUUUUAAAACCCCUUUAUGGUAUUGGAAAGGUUUACAUUGUAUUAUUUGUUUACUUUAACAAACCAUCAAAUUUCAAAUGUGUAACAGAAAACAAUCUUACAAUCUUGGCUAUGCUUUCUGCUUCUUGGUUGUAUGAGUAUUCCUGCUCUCUUUUGGGCCUUGUUGGAUAGGAAUAUCUCAUUAUUUUGUCUAAAAGAAUCAAGUUAUGAACUCUAUUUUUGUCUUAUCAUUACUCUUUUAGCUUUUUGUUUUAAUCAAUAUGUUUGUCAGUAGUAGCUUCUCUUCGUAAAUGUCUUGUCAUGUUGUUUGUGACAGAGGCUGUAUAUAUUAUCGUAUUGCUUAUGCAAUGUAGUGUAGAUAUCUAUUAUCAGGGUUACAUACUCUGCUUGCAUACUUCAGCAGGGAAUUUGUAAAGAAUUUUAAAAGUGGAUGCUACGCCGUGUUUUUCUUUUUCCUUUUCCAAGGUUAGAAAUUCGACUCCUCCAAACAGUUAAUUGUUUGUUUGGGUGCGGCUUAAUUCAUAGAAAAGGUUAACUGAAUCUCAUUUUGUAAGUUUUAUCUUCCUCCUUGAUUGCAUUUCGUUGCUGAUUGCAAUAUAUUUGACAUAUUUGGAAUAACUAUAA
This is a messenger RNA of Gastrolobium bilobum, 2759 nucleotides long. RefSeq names its product putative F-box/LRR-repeat protein At4g15060. The transcript is spliced from 3 exons. The record is from RefSeq and is a predicted model, not a curated record. Gene Ontology annotation, molecular function: protein binding. Lineage: Eukaryota; Viridiplantae; Streptophyta; Magnoliopsida; Fabales; Fabaceae. Bases 106 to 1218 code for a protein of 370 amino acids.